Messenger RNA from Osmia lignaria (orchard mason bee), 7695 nucleotides. The record is from RefSeq and is a predicted model, not a curated record. Lineage: Eukaryota; Metazoa; Arthropoda; Insecta; Hymenoptera; Megachilidae.
UGGAUAUACGAACGGCUUGUACACGUUGGAAUCAUUUGCCAGUUUCUUGGCCGGUACACACGAGCUAACCAGGCCGCGAAACGAUACUCCGUUCACCGUGUCUUUCAUCGUUCAACCGAUCCGAGCGACGUUGAAAGUCUACCUUCCGCUUUGUGGGGAACCUCGUGGACCGAAAGUGGUGGACGUACGACCGGCGUUCGACCGCGGCCAAUGCCAGUCGCCAGUGAAACGUGAAACGCGAAACUGGGCGAAAGUUUCGCCUUGUUUGUGGCGAACAAGAGGUAGGGCGGAUUUGUCAUAGUCCACCUGCGGCAAACGCGAAUACAUAGGGAUCUUGUUAAGAGCUCAACCGGACGAUCCGAACGGUUCAUUCGGAUGACGGGUGUCGUGCGGUGUCCUUGCACUUGGUGCGUUUAUGUGCUCUCCGUUUACGGUUACUUCCGGUCGAGCGUGGACUGAAUGAACAUUUAUAGAAUUGAGGUUCGAGAUUGUUACUGUGGGGUAUACCUCGAUGGUGUCUUUGGGUUCGUACGUGCUGCUAGGGAACUUUAGACAUGUGCGAGGGUAAGCCGUGAUUCAAGAAGAAGAAGAAGAAGAAGAAGAAGGAAUGAACAUGAUGCGAUCAAGAGGAACGCUUUCUUUGAUUUCGACGAUGGUGAAGCGAUGUUUCCUCGCGACCAUUCUGGUGCUCGUCCUGAGGCUUGAUCAGAUAGCAGGAUGUCAAUUUUAUCCAGUAGGAGAAUACCUGAAGUUUGUCAGGGUACCAGAGAACUUAGCAAAAGGUACUGAGAUCCUGUCUUUAGAGGCUCAUCCAAGAAAUCACAUCUCAAUUAUGCCAGUGGACAAGGACGAAGACGCCCGUUUCUUCGCGUACAAGGAGGCGAACAGGACCCAUGUUUCACUGGUAUUGGCUCAAUCAUUGGAGGACCUGGUGGACGCGGAGGCACCUAGAAAUCUGCUCAAGUUCCGCGUGGUGUGCGAUUACUCCGAUGGCGGUGAUUCUCUGGUGACGUCCCACCUGUCAGUGACAGUCUACGUGGAGGACAUAAACGAUCAUGCACCGCAAUUUGUCGAUGCGCCUUACCAUGUAACCGUGGACGAGCUAACCCCAGUCGGUGUCACGAUAUUCCGUGGGAUUCACGCGAUCGACGGGGACAAGCCUAACACACCGAACAGUGAUAUCCACUACGCGAUAGUGAAAGGCAACGAGCAGGGCAAAUUUUCACUGGAAUCCGGCCACAGAACCGCUCUUAUACUUCGUAAACCGGUGGACUACGACAACGGCGAUCGAGAGUUCACGCUGGUCAUUGCGGCCACGGAUCGAGGAGUACCAGCUAGAUCUACAAAUACCACCGUGAAGAUCACAAUCGUGGACAACGAUGAUCUUGAUCCUAAGUUCACGCGGGACGUGUACAAGGCAAAGAUUUACGAAUUCUAUCCAAUGCCGGAUUACCCGAUCUUCAUGCAGAUCAACUUCACCACGCCGAUCCAAGCAACCGAUUGCGACCGGGAUAUCAACGUGGCCGUCCGUUACGACAUAAUAUCCGGCAACGAGCGAGGUUUCUUCCAUCUGGACCCGAAGAACGGUACCCUGUACCUUAAACGAGCGAUCGAUCUGGAUGCCGAAAUGAUUUUACCAUCGAACACUUUCACCUUGCAAAUCCAUGCCUCUCAGGUGGAUAAUCCGUUGAAGACAGCGGUGGCUAGGGUAGAGGUUGAAGUGUUGGACCUGAACGACAAUCUUCCAGAUUUUGAAGUGGAUCUAUAUAAUAUUAGUAUCGUGGAGAAUCUGCCAAACGGUUUUAGCGUUUUACAAGUGAUCGCCCAUGAUCGUGAUCAAGGAGAAAAUGGUCAAUUUGAUUACGAAUUGCAAGAUCCAUCAGGCGCCUUCUCUGUGGAUCCUAGAUCAGGAUGGCUGAUGGUGAAGGACCAGUCGGUUCUGGAUCGAGAGAAACGGGACCAUUUACGAAUGAAGGUCCUCGCCAUAGAACGAAAACCCAGCGUCGUCCUCGGUGGAAGAGGAAAUGGUUCCUCCGUGGACGUCGAAGUAACGUUACUCGAUGCAAACGACAACAAUCCGAUCUUCGUUCCCGGAAAUCUUUACGAGUUGGUAGCUAGAAGUGACUACAAGGUGGGUACCGUCCUUGGACAGGUACACGCGGUCGACGAGGACCUAGGUCCAAACGGCAUGGUCAGGUACAAGCUGCAGAAACCGGGAAACUCGUCCACCAGGACACCACCGUUUGCCGUAGACGAAAUCACUGGUAUGAUCACCGUUUCCGAGAGUCCUAUUCUCGAAGGAAGACACGCGAUCUUCGUGGAGGCUGCGGAUCAGCCGGCGAAUCCAAGUGAAAGGAGAUUCUCCCUGGCUGUUGUCACAGUAGAUGUCUUUAGAUCUGAUGGACCGGAGUCGUUGGAACCAGACUUUGUGGGUGCUCCUUACGAAUUUUGGGUCGGUGCCAACGUUCCAGUCGGCACGAGCGUCGGGCAAAUGCGCUUGAACGACGCUGUAAAGACCAACGAUCUGAUCUAUGAUCUCUUACACAGCUACGAAGAAGGAGUUCCAUUCGCCGUGGAGGAGCGUUCAGGAACGAUUACGGUGGUCGACGAGAUCGAACGAUACGACCGAUCGACCUUCGACUUCGAGGCGGUAGUCACCGACGAAAGAGAGUUGAUGUUGAUCACAAACGUGUCCAUCCACGUGGUCGACCCCAACGACGAGCGUGGAAUCUUUACGAAGGGAACGACCACCGCCCCUCUCGUCUUCCACGCGAAGGAAAACGUUCCUGGCACGUAUAUUGGGCAAGUGCUUCCUCAGAAUGCCACCGGACCGACUACUACCACUGGAACCCACUUUUUUAUCGUCAAUCAACAGGAUGUGCCUGAUAUCUCCAUCACAGAAGACGGCUCCCUAUACGCGCCUCAUGGUCUUGAUAGGGAGACCAAGCAGAAUUACAGUAUCACCGUGAUCGCGGAAAGUCCACGAGGGGUUGGAGUUUUCCAAGUAACAGUGAUCGUUCUGGACGAAAAUGAUCACCCCCCAGUGUUCACGAUGCCCUUGUACGAAGGUACGAUCCUCGAGAACAGCCCAGCAGGGACGAAAGUUAACUUAUCGAAUCCAAUAGCGGCUACGGACAAGGACGAGGGCAUAAAUCAAAACUUCGUGUUCAGUUUGCAUGGCGAGGGUAGCGAGCUUUUCAGAAUUCAUCCGACGACUGGUUUAGUGUACUUCGAAGGAAUCGAUGACCGUACAUUGGAUAGAGAAACUAGAGGGGGUUACAAUUUCACGAUCGUUGCUAAAGAUAGCGGAAGUCUAACUUCGGAGUCAAGGUUAAUGAUAACAGUAACCGACGUGAACGACAAUCCUCCGAGUUUCAUACGAAUGAUCGUAUUACCGGAUCAGGGUGUUCGAGUUUCAAACGAGCCCGAUAUCGAGCCACCGUUCGAAGGGAACGACGUGCUCGAUAUGAGCGAGCAAGCCACCGGAAGCAACCCUCCUAGCAGCCGUCGUUCUCCUCUUCUUCUUGUGCCGGAGAACGCGACGAUCGGCGCACCGAUAAUACGACUACUCGCCGAGGACAAGGACGAGGGCGGGAACGCGGCGAUAACGUACAGUUUGGGAAACGAGACGACUUCCGGUGACGACGUUAGAUUGCGAAGGUUCGACAAGACCAACCGCAGAUACUUUCACCUCGAUCCAAGGUCAGCAGAGAUAUCGGUGGCCAGAGGACUUCCGGCUGAAACUAAUAUUCGUUUGCUUGUGGUGGCUAAAGACUCUGGUGGUCUUGCGGACAAUAUCACUAUCAGGAUCCACGUGGUCGAUGUGAACGACCAUGCGCCCAUCUUCGACAAGUCCUGGUACACAUUCGACGUACCUGAAGGAACCUAUGCUGGAUAUACUCUUGGUACUGUUCAAGCUGUUGAUGCUGAUUUUGGAGUAAAUGCAAAUGUCAGCUACGAGCUGAUAUCAAAUAAUGAAAACCUAGAGAAUUCGGAGAGUACCUCAAGAUCCUUCGACAUUGCUCCUUAUCAAGGAACAAUUAGAGUUAGCGGUGUUUUGGACAGAGAGACAGCGCCUACUCAUAGACUCCUAGUGAUGGCUCGUGAUAAUGGUACACCGCAAUUAAGCUCAACGGUGGAAGUUGAAGUGAACGUGUUAGACGUGAACGACAAUUCUCCCAUGUUCUUCGGUUACGACGAGAUGGAGAAAGAUGAGAAUGGAGAUCUGUUACCGGUUUAUCACGCUUCAGUGUUCGAAAACAGUCCCGUAGGCGGCCAGGUGAUCAAAGUAUACGCCAACGAUACCGACUUCGCUGGAAACGGGAACGGUUUGAUUCUCUUCGACUUGAGUCACCAGGGACAUCCCGAAAAACAGUAUUUCGCCAUCGACAGUAAAGAGGGUACCAUCACGACGAUUGCCACUCUAGACUAUGAAACUCAGAAGAGUCAUCGAUUGACGGUCACUGCUAGCGAUCUCGGGACUCCGGUUAGCUUGACCUCCUCAGCGGUAGUCAUCGUUACCGUAUUGAACGUCGACGACGACGAAGAGGAGGCUGACAACGAGGUACAUAAGACUCCUUCGUUUAAGAGUCGAUAUUAUGAAGUGGAGGUUGAGGAAAACGUUCCUGUGCCCGUUAUGGUCGCUCAGUUGGACGUGGCCGAUGGCCAGCAAGGAGAUCACAUCAGGUACAGCAUCGUUGCUGAUGAUAACAAUGCUAGAGAGCACUUCUCGGUCGACCCGAAGAACGGCUCGUUGUAUUUGAUAACGGACGUGGAUAGAGAGGUGAACGAUCGAUACGAGGCCAAGGUCAGAGUUGACAGGGUGAAGAUUGGUCGCGGGAUGCCCGUGAUGAUUUACCCGGUUGUCGGUGAAAGGCUGAAUGGUCUGUCGCCUAACGAGGCCAGGGUCGUUGUCAGGGUGAAGGAUGUGAACGACAAUGCGCCCAGAUUCAAGUCAAAGGGCCGACCCAUCUUAGCUGCGGUACCCACUACUGCCCAUUAUGGGUAUGAGGUCGUCAAGGUGGAGGCGGAAGACCCGGACGAGGGUGCAAACGCCGAGAUUCGUUACCAAAUUCUUGGCCGGGAAGACGCGCCGCGAUUCGCCAUUGACCCACUGAGCGGUCAAGUACGAUCCGUGGCGAGUUUUGGCCGUGAUGCUGGACGCGUUUUCGGCUUCGAUGUGAAGGCCACCGACAGACGGGGCGCCGAGGAUGGUCGUAGCAGCAUCGCCAACGUCUUCGUGUACGUGCUGGACGACCAAAAGCAAGUGGUGAUGGUGGUUGGUCGAAGACCCAUGGAUAUAGAGCCUCAACUGGAGAACAUCACUGCGGUGCUGCAAAAUGUGACGGGUCUGGAUGUUCGAGUGAGAAAACUGGAGCCACACAUUGAAAAGAAUCUGAUCGACACCACAUCUACUGAUGUUUAUUUGUAUGCAAUUGAUCCUCAUUUAAAUGUCAUGAUAGACAUGGACACUUUGCAUAACGUAUUUAACACAAAGAAGAUGGAAAUCAAACGUGAGUUGGACGAGUACGAUGUCUUAGACAUCGCCGGAAGUUCUCCACGUCGGGGUAAUCAACGUUACCUGUUGUCAACCCUUGAAGUGGGUGUGGUGGUGCUCGGGUGUGUCGUGUUUGUGGGCGCCCUUGUCACUGCCCUCUGUGUCACUUGCGUUCGCCGAAAUAAACGUCGCAGACGUCGAGAGAAAGCAAUGUUCUCGACCACCAGCCCGAUUGGAUUCGCUUUGGCAGAUCCAGCCGCAACGUUGCAGAAACCGCCUCUGUUCCCGACCUUCGUGGAUGGCCUUCAUUACGACCCUGAACCAUUCUGCACCGACAUGCCGAGGCGACAGAGCAUCUGCGAACACGGAGCCAACUGUGCUCGGUUCCACGCAGACGGCGGGGGUGGUUGCAGGAUGGGCGGUUGUAGUAAGCACGCCGGGAGGACGACAGGGACCCCGAAAGGCCUCGAGGCAUCCGCGACGUCCUUGCAUUCCAGCGGUCAGGAUUCUGGGAUCGUGGCGCGCGCCUCCUGCCACUGCAGUCACUCGUCGAGCCCCUCCAGUGGCGAGAGCAGCAACGGUUACGAGGACUCUCUAAAGUCCCUGCAGCGUCGUGAAAGAACGAACGACAUGUCUCGUGGAAGCCACGAUACAUCGAGCGUGGUCGGUAGACGAGCUAACCAAGCAACCGCGAGAAGGCGGCAACGAUUUAACUCCUUCUCCAACGGGGAAUCCGUUUACUCCCACGAGAUGACAUUGCAACGAGAGCAACGUUGUUGCGUGGGCACCGAGAAGAGGCGGAAAAACGACGGGCUAACGCGCGAGCAUCGUCGGGCACAUUCUGAAGCGGAAAACAACAUCACCGAGACGGUGAUACACGAGCAUCCUGGUAGUGAAAUCCCGUUGUCGAGCUCCUUGCAAAAUACCUCGAGCCUUCACGGUAUCAGAUCCAGCCAUAUGCUCUAUUAACCCUGAUGAGACAUUAACGAAGGAGGGGCUUUCAAAAAGGGAGCAGGAUGAUAGCCCUUCUGGCCAUGAGUUUUUUUUUAUUGUUCAUAGCAUUCUUCGUGAAAGGUUCUGCUGAAGCUUUUUAAAAAGUAUUCGCGUUUUGCACAAUGUUUCCAGUGCAGCGAAGGAUACGAUUAAUUCCCUUUGAUCAUUCGUGUUGCAGUACCAGCUUGUAGCUUUCUAUUGUUGAUACUGUUCCUUUUUAAGAGAGUAAAAUGAUAACUGAAAAGCAGAUCGAUGAAUUUGAAGUAAUAUUUUAUUAUUUUUAUAAUUAUUAAAUUUCUUUGUGAAAAACAUUUUUCAGGACAGUUUCUAUAGAAAUUUUAAUUACAGCUUCAAAUAAUCAACGUCUUCUUUAAUUGGAAAGCAUUAUUUCUUACACAUCACUGUAACAAAUUAAUUUUAAAAAAGGGCACGUUUGAUCUGUUUUUUAAAAUACUCAUUUUCGUUGCACACGAGAAAUGGGUGGAAAGUUUUCGUACUACUGAUAAGGUUUGUAUUUAUAAGAAGUUACCAUAAACGUUGAAUCUUGAAAGGGAAACAUUCCGAUUAGCGAACUACCUAGUUGUUCGCGUAAAAGGUGUGUUAUACGCAAAAUGUGUCAUCUCGUUGCCAAAGUACUCGUCAUUAAUUCGAAAGUCAUUUGUUCAUGUAAAUAUACGAGAAACUAUGCCGGUACUUUGUGAACCACUAUCAUUAUAUUUUCUAUAGCUAUUCUUUUUAUACGUGAUCAUCACUAUUUAUCGUGUAGUAAUAUAACAUGUAAAUGUUGCGUGUACAGUGCAAUAUACAUUUUGCGUUGAUGAAAUGUUAUCUUUCUGUAAGUUUCUUUUUCAAAGAACGUCAAACGUGGAAUUUUGAUUUCUGAAAAAUCCUACUCUUACGAGUUCCACUUAAAUUAUUGUUAAAACAAAUUUCAUACGAUUAUUUCUACACUGAAGGAAAAUUAUCAUUUUCUACGUUUGAGGUUUAUCCGCAAACAAGCGAAUAAUUCCUUGUUUGGGUGCACAGGUGCCUUGUGAAUACUCGAAUCUUCUAACUACCCCUACUGAGCAUAUCUAAAGCAACUGUAAGAAAAUGUAACAUAUGUACGUAAUGAUGUAUAAUUUAUACAGACGGUUCGUGACGGACCGUCGGCAAAUAACUGUGUUAUGAAUCGUUAAUAAAGGUAAUUAACGUAAGUUAUCCAA